AUGUUUCAGAUUAUAAGAAGAGUUCAAAAUAAUCCUACUGGUAGUAAAAGAAUGAUUCUGUCACUUUAUAAUUAUUUGUUUCCUCAAGCGAAUGAGGUGCAUGUUAGGAAUUAUUCGACUAAUAAUCCCAUAAUUUCUGAUGAAAUAGCAGAUAGCUUUCAUCCGAAGUUAAAGACUAUUUUCCAGCAACUAGAUUCUAUUGCUCCAAGGUUUGUAUUAAACAAAGGUGAUAUCCAGAUUUUAACUCAUCCAGUGGAGUUCUAUGAGAGUUUGAAAGAAAAAAUCACCAACUCAAAAUCCAGAGUAUUUUUAAGUUCGUUAUAUUUUGGUAAGAGCCAACAUGAAUUAGUUGAAUGCAUUGACAAUGCAAUGAGUAAAAACGAGGAUUUGCAAGUAUUUAUAUUGAUUGAUUCGUUGAGAGGAACGAGAGAGGCGCCUAAACAUGCUUCUUCGGCCAGCAUAUUAGUGCCCUUAGUAGAAAAAUUUGGUAAACAUAGAAUCGAUAUAAGAAUGUAUCACACGCCACAAUUAAAUGGAUUAACUAAAAGCUGGACUCCAAAGAGAAUUAAUGAAGGUUGGGGAUUACAACAUAUGAAAUUGUAUGGAUUUGAUGACGAAAUUUUGUUAAGUGGUGCAAACUUAUCAGAGGAUUACUUUACAAACAGACAAGAUCGCUAUUAUAUUUUUAAGAAUAAGGAUUUGACGGAUUAUUAUUAUGAUAUCCAUAAUGCUGUAUCGUCUUUGUCAUACCAAUUAUUACCUUCAACCAAAAAUGAACAAGGAUUUAGAUUAUCAUGGCCAACAUCUAAUAAUUCCUGCGAACCUCAUAUGAACAUGCAAAGGUUUAUUAGUGAUUCAUCGUUCUUGUUAGAACCUUUGUUAAAGCAGCAUAAGUUAAAGUCAUUUGACGAAUUUGAAGAUACUAAUAAAUUCGAUACAAUUGUAUAUCCUAUUUCUCAACUAACUCCUUUGUUACAACCUAAUAAUGACCAAUCUACAGAAAAACCAGCAAUUUUGAGGUUGUUGUCUUAUUUGGAUUCCCCAAAAAUUAAGUGGUGGUUUACAGCUGGUUAUUUUAAUAUGUUGCCUCAAAUUCAAGAUCGUCUUAUAAAUGGAAAAGCUCCCGGAGUAGUAAUAACUGCAUCAUCGCAAGCAAAUUCUUUCUACAAAUCUCCAGGAUUGUCAUAUUAUAUACCACAGGCAUACUUAUUAUGUGCUAAGAGGUUUUUAGAAGAGAUCCAUCGUAGGGGAAAACAAGAUUUGAUUACAUUGAAGGAAUGGAAGAAUGGUAUUGUCAAUACCGUUGAUGGUUGGUCAUAUCAUGCGAAGGGCUUAUGGAUAACGGUCCCUGAAGAAGAUGAACCAUCGGUAACUGUUAUUGGUUCCUCAAAUUAUACGAAGAGAGCUUACCUGUUAGAUUUAGAAAGUAAUGCUAUAAUAAUUACUAAAGACCCGGAAUUAAAACAUCAGAUGAAAGGGGAAGUUGAUAACCUAUUAUCUCAUGUUGAAACAUUAGACCUAAGUGCAUUUGAACCAAAGUUACAAACCAGUUCAAGAGUAGAAACUGACGAAAAUGGAGAACGCUUUGAAUCUAAACCAGUAUACGAGGUAGAUGAAGAUAGAAAAAUCAGCCGUAGAACUUAUUUGGCAGUAAAGUUUUUCGGUGAUAAGCUUUGA
Debaryomyces hansenii CBS767 is the source of this 1677-nucleotide messenger RNA. RefSeq names its product CDP-diacylglycerol--glycerol-3-phosphate 3-phosphatidyltransferase (gene PEL1). Gene Ontology annotation, biological process: cardiolipin biosynthetic process. NCBI's taxonomy places the organism in Eukaryota, Fungi, Ascomycota, Pichiomycetes, Serinales, Debaryomycetaceae. The coding region runs from base 1 to 1677 and encodes 558 amino acids. The record is from RefSeq and is a predicted model, not a curated record. Gene Ontology annotation, cellular component: mitochondrion. The transcript has a single exon. Gene Ontology annotation, molecular function: CDP-diacylglycerol-glycerol-3-phosphate 3-phosphatidyltransferase activity.